Scomber scombrus (Atlantic mackerel) is the source of this 2492-nucleotide messenger RNA. RefSeq names its product diamine acetyltransferase 1-like. Gene Ontology annotation, molecular function: N-acetyltransferase activity. The transcript has 6 exons. The record is from RefSeq and is a predicted model, not a curated record. Lineage: Eukaryota; Metazoa; Chordata; Actinopteri; Scombriformes; Scombridae. The coding region runs from base 211 to 723 and encodes 170 amino acids.
GUUUACCUCCUCUAGGGGACACAUAAAGACAGCAGGAAAUUUACUGAAGCUAACACUCUUUGUGACACGGCCAAUGUAGUUCACUACAUGCUGGUUUUCUGAAUUCUUGGUCGGGGGGUGAACUCCUGGGAAGCGGAUGAAGAAACAAAUUUUGCUUUUGUUCAACUUUAGAGGACUAGUACGCAAAGGAAAAAAAAGUAAAAAGAGAAAAUGGCCAAUUUCAUAUUACGGAAAGCUGAACCCAAGGAUGUGUCUGAUAUCUUGCGACUUAUAAAGGAACUGGCUAAAUUUGAAGAGAUGGAGGAGCAGGUCAUACUGACUGAGAAAGAACUACUUGAAGAUGGCUUUGGAGAUCAUCCGUUCUACCACUGCUUGGUUGCUGAAAUCCCAAACGAACAGCAGUCCUCAGAAGGGUACACUGUGAUUGCCUUUGCUAUGUAUUACUUCACUUAUGACCCUUGGAUUGGGAAGUUGCUCUACUUGGAAGACUUCUAUGUCAUGCAGGAGUUUCGGGGUUUUGGCAUUGGUUCACAAAUCCUGAAACUUCUGAGUGAGACGGCAGUGAAGACUCGCUGCAGCAGCAUGCACUUCAUUGUAGCAGAAAACAACAAAAAGUCUAUUGAGUUCUACAAACGAAGAGGAGCAGCUGACCUCUCCUAUGAGGAGGGCUGGCGUCUUUUUGCAAUAGAGAAGGAGGGGCUGCUGAAAAUGACUGCCAAAUAAGUUUACUGUUAGUCAGCUUGUACUGACUGUUGGUGAUGGCAACAAUCCUGUUUUGUUUGGUCAGUGAUUUUAAAAUACAUUACAUACAUAUAUUUUAAAUACAAAAAAAAAAUCAGCUGUUACCUUUGAUAAACAAUAUAUGCAAAUGUCUGCUGAUCUGAAAUCUGGAAAAGACUUCUGCUUAUUUCUAACUACUAUUUCUAAAAUCAUAAACUACUGUUGAUGAUUUUACCUAAUGAUUUUUUUGUGGGUUUUUUUGCCAUUGUAUGAUUUAAAGGGCUUAUUUAACCCAAACAAAAGCUCUGCAUGUUUUAUAUCUUAUAUGUCAUGCAGGAGUUUCUACAUAUGCUAAAAUAUUGUUCUAAUUUCUGCUUUGUUUUCCAACAUUGUGUGAUGUUCAAUAUAUGUGGCUCGUAUAUGGAACCAAAAAAAGUAUAAAAUUCCUAAAAUAUGUUCUAACUCCAGUCAGCUUUGCUUUACUUGAAGAUACAUAUUUGUACUUUUAUGUAUACACCCAAAAAUGAUUCCUGAUGUACUGUUUGGUCAGCACUUUGUGAAUAAUAAGGGCAAAGUUUCCUCAUAAAGUACUUAGAUGGAUAAACACAAUGAGUGGCUGUUUUUUUUUUUUUAAUCUGAGCUUCCCGUGUAUAACAUGAUACGAGUAUGACUUGCAUGACUUGCAUAACUUGAUUAUCAUGAAUUUUAUUCAUUUCCUGGUUUCCUAUAACUUUUUGGCUUGUCACUCUUUAUAGCUGCAAAGUGUCCUUGUGACCCCCUCAUCACUGCUACAUGAGCUGUGGAACUGAAGGCUGAUUUCUGCUUAGACUGUUUCAUUUUAAUAAUUUUUAACUUUUUGCAUAUUAGAAAUGUUUUCCUGUUGUUAUUCCUCCUCUUGGUCAAACGUAUUAAUCAUUUUGUGACCCUUCAGAUUCAUUUUGUGAUCUGUUGGGGGAUAUUUGAUAAAUCAAUCAGUAAUUUUGAAAUAAUGUCUGAAUUAAGUGAACAUUGAGUGUUAUUACAAACCAUUUUACAAUGAAAUGUUAAUCCUCAUGUGCAAGUAAGAUUAGAAUAAGUGGUGAAAGUUUUCAAAUCCCUUAAUUUGAUAAAAGUAGCAAUGCACAAACUACUCCAUUACAAAUAAAAGUCCUGCUUUCAAAUGUUGCUAAAGUAAAACUCACCAGCAAAAUGUACUUAUCUAUCAAAAGUAAAAAGUACAUAUUGUAUAGACUGUAUUAUCGUCUAAGCAACAAUUCAAUGUUGCAUCUGGUUGCAGAGGAACUUAUUCUAACAAUGUUAUACUUAUCGGUGGGUUAAUUUUAAACAAAUGUAUUUUGCAUUUGUAAUUUGAGAACUAUCUACAAACUUCUCUGUCAGAUAAAUGUCGAGUAAAACGUACAUUAUUAUUAUUUAUAUCAAUUAGUCAGCUUUCAUCAAACUUGCACUCGAACUAGAUCCCAACUGAGGAUAUUUGGGGCUGAUGCUGAUACUGAGAUUAGAGAGAAUAAAAUAAUGUGACAUUGAUAUAUUUGCUGACAUAAGCACUUUUUUUCUUUUCCUUUUUUUUUUUGCAAUGAUCCAGUAAACUUCAAUGGGAAUUAAAAAAACUAUGAAUUAAAAACACAGAGGAAAAAAAACAUGCAUUAUAUGGCUGGGCUCUAAUUGGAAGAGUACUUUCUGCUACCAUUGCUAAAAACUGUACUUCAAAUGCAGUAGAUAUAGCUAUGUGGAAUAUGAGGCUACUUUCUAAAAUAAAAGUUUUCAAAACCUUA